Melanotaenia boesemani (Boeseman's rainbowfish) is the source of this 4743-nucleotide messenger RNA. RefSeq names its product MAX network transcriptional repressor b (gene mntb). Bases 259 to 2085 code for a protein of 608 amino acids. The transcript has 6 exons. Gene Ontology annotation, molecular function: RNA polymerase II cis-regulatory region sequence-specific DNA binding; DNA-binding transcription factor activity, RNA polymerase II-specific; protein dimerization activity. The record is from RefSeq and is a predicted model, not a curated record. NCBI's taxonomy places the organism in Eukaryota, Metazoa, Chordata, Actinopteri, Atheriniformes, Melanotaeniidae. Gene Ontology annotation, biological process: regulation of transcription by RNA polymerase II.
CUUGUUGUGUGUAUUCCCGUGCUCGCAUCGCCAUCUUGUUGCGAUCCAAUUUUUUACGUAUGCGAGGAUCUACUUUCUGUUCAGCCGGAUUAAAAAUUAUUCGUCUGCUUUCGGGAAAGGCAAAGGGGUGAAAGGCCCGGACGCUCAGCUGUGAACCGUGCACGCAGCGCUUAGUACAGAGACACUGCCUACCCCUCCUGCCUUUUUCCUCUUUCCGUCCCGGGCCACCGGGUCCCCUGUCGUGAGGGUUUACGCGCAAUGAGUAUCGAUACACUUUUGGAGGCAGCCAGAUACCUGGAAUGGCAAGCCCAGCAGCAACAGCAGAUCAAACGCGAUGAGGAGCAGUGUAAAGAGAAGGAGCUCAUCAAUAGGGAGACUGAGUCAAGACGUGUAGAAAUUGUGACCUCACCUCAGCCUGUUAGAGCCAACCAUAUUGUUUGGGGUGAUGACUCUCUCACUCAGCAUCCCCAUCACCCUCCUGCCCCUCCGCCACCCUCUCUCCCACCUCCUCAAGUCCCCAUUGCUGUCAUCCCAAUGGUCCCAGUUGUCACUGCAACACCCUCUGUCCCACCCCUUCCUCUUACAACGCCGAUUGCUGCGGCGGCAACGCCGCUCAACAGUUCCCCACCAGUCAAAAAAGAGAACGCUUCCUCCCCUCCAAAGCCGCAGCAGCCGGCAUCUCAUCACCUGUUGUGCCCCUCCCAGAUAAAAGUAGAACCUGCUCAGCACCUGAUCGAUGUAAAACCCAGCCUAUCACAGGCUCAGGUUCCGAUUCAGUACCCAGCCUCCAUCAACACUAACGGCUCCGGCUCUCAUCAUGCACUGGUUCCCCUUCAAGCUCCACCCACAUCUCAGCCACGACCUAAUGGAGUGACGAUAGAGGACAUGAGGGGGAUGGAAGGGAAGAGGAGGCCAGGAGGUGCGGGGACCAGAGAGGUGCAUAAUAAACUGGAAAAGAACAGACGAGCACAUCUCAAAGAGUGUUUUGAGACUUUGAAGAAGAACGUUCCGAAUGUUGAUGAGAAGAAAACCUCCAACCUCAGCGUACUGCGCAGCGCACUGCGUUACAUACAGACUCUGAAGCGUAAGGAAAAGGAGUUUGAGCAUGAGAUGGAGCGUUUAGCCAGAGAGAAGAUUGCGACGCAGCAGCGGUUGGCAGAGCUAAAGAACGAGCUUUGCCAGUGCAUGGACAUCAUGGAGAUCGACAGAGUCCUCCGGCAGACCAUCCAGCCAGAGGAUGACCAGGCUUCCACAUCCACCGCUUCAGAAGGAGAAGAAAAUUAUGAGCAGGACAUUGAUGAAGACGCUCCUGCUCCUCCUGCUCUCCCGUCCCUCCCCAAACCAGCACCUCCCAUCUUACAAGCUCAGCCCCUCCUCACCUCUCACUUGUCAAUCCAGCAUGCCACUCUGCCUCUUUCUGGAGUCCUCACCACUCCCGCUCCUUCUGGUCCUCCUCCACCUCAAGCCAUUGCCCCUGCUCCAGCCCCUGGUCAGCCCCCUCCGCCACAUCCUAUUCAACCCCCAGCAGUACAGGUGCAGCCCACUGUCAUCGCUCACGCUGCCGUUUCCCACCCUUCAGUUAUCCAAGCUGUCAAUCACACCCUUCCAGCCAAUCACAAACACCUAACGCAUAUCGCCCCCUCACCUGGCCCCACCUCCUCUACACCUCAACCGAUCACAGCAGCUUCGGCUACCCCUGUCACUGCCACUCACCAGCAAAUAGCCACCCAGCCCAUCGGACACAUCACCGUCCACCCGGUGGCUCACCUCGGAGGUCCCCUGACAUCCCAUCUCCCAACUCUUUACUCCCAGGGUGUGUCUGUGCCCCAGCCCACCAUGGUGGGCCACAUCACUCACACCUUCACCCACCACACCCUCCCACAUGUACAGGCUAAUCCUCAAGCUAACACUAACGGAGCCCAGGUGAACAAUGCGUCUGUAAUGAGCCAGGGAAGCCAGUCGCUAGGAAAACCCACAACAGUGCUGGCCCCACACCCCCAGCUGGUUGGACAGGCUGCUGUCCUCAACCCCGUCACUAUGGUUACGGUUCCAACUUUCCCUGUCAGCACACUCAAACUGGCUUAAAAAAAAAAAAAGAUUUUUAAGACUUCUGUCAGUAAUCAAAAGCAGAGAAUCAGUGACGGACGAAAACAACAGCAGUUUUUGGAUGUAUUGCGAUGAAUAUCUUGUGGGAUAUUUUAUUCACAGCUCUUAGAUUGUGAACAAGAACAUUAAAGCAGACUCACUGGGCCAGGCUGUUGUCACAAUGAAACUGUGACAUUCGCCUCCACCGCAAAGACAGGAACUCUGUUUGACCUUUCUUCCUUCCUUCUUUCCUUCCUCUGCAACCAGAACUAACACAAUAAGCUCAGUUCACACUCAGGCAUCAAAGAGUUACCUUAACCAUGUAUUCACUCGUAUAGGGAGACAGAUGAGAGAGCUGUUUGGCUGUUGCUGCAGUGAUAGAAUUACACCAGUGCAUUCACGGGGUCAAAUGGGACGUUGUGGUGGGAAAACGUCACUGAUGUUUUCAAGAGCAGCAGGAGGAGAGAGAGCUUAGUGGUGUGCUCCAAGCACAUCACGCACUAUGAUCAUGAGUGAAGUUGAUCACAAUCCACUACUUUAGAGCAAAUGGAAAGAUCCUGAUUUUAUUUUGCAGAUUUUCCCCCCUUUGCUGUGACUGUAAGAAAAUUAAUACAUUUAGUAUAUUAUUAUAUUUUAAAAUAUUACAAAUUAAGUAAGUGUGUUGGAUUUUAAUAUAACAGUUCCAGCCUGAAGUUCAGAAGAGCAAACAAACCAAAAAAGUAGAAUAUGUGGUAUCUGUUCUGCCGUUUGCAUCUGAUGGUUAUUAGGACAUGUGUAUGGUUUGCUUGAUCUACAGUAGCAUCUGUAAGAUUAAGUUUUGAAACCACUAAGAAAAAAAAAAAAACAAAACAAGGAGAAAAUCAUGAAAUAAACUGCACUUAAAUUGAUAAAGAAAGAAUAGCAAAAUUAUGAUUUUUCCAUAACUUUUAAAGUAAUUGGUGCAAUUAAAUGUAGAAAGACUGCACUCCAGCUUUGAUGUGGUCACUAGUCCCAAAGUGAAACGCUCCUCUGUGUAUUUCUUUAAAGAAUACAGGACAUUUUAAAGGCUUUUUGGUACAUUUGUUACCAUAAGAAGAUGUAAAGUUGUGUUACGCCUGUGGGUCAUUUGAGCAUAUAAGUUAUAACUUGUUUGCAAUGACUGGCUCUGGAGGCAGAGUUUGUAACAAGCCCUCUUGCUUAAUCAUUCCAAAACUCAGCAGUGUUUUCAUGCAUAUCGAACUCUGAUGCAUCAGGCUAAACUAGAAUCUGCAUAAAUCUUUCCAACACACAGUGACGAGUUUCCUUUUGUGCUCAUGACAACGCUCCCUCAGCCCACAGAAGGACAUGAUAGGUUUAUUUUUUCCAUCUAAUACAACAGCUCCCCCUGCUGCUUCACCCCCACAUCUCACACUGAUACACACAACACCUGGGGUACAUCACAUACCCCCCUUUGAUUUGAAGUUUGCUUACGUUACAUGCAGUGAUCAUGUUAUGGAAGACGGUGAAAGCUUUGAGUUAUGAUUAAUAUUCUUGUCUGUCUAUAUAAGAUCCUGUCUUUCACUUUAAGGUUUUGAAAUGUUUGCAUAAAGCAAAACAAAGCAAAGUUUAGAUCAUUAGUAUUAGUAAAAGAUAGUUAAAAGUAACUUGGAUGUGAUUUCCAAAAAAAAAACAAAAACAAAAAACAAAUCUCUUUUUUUUUCUAAAUCAAAAUGGGGAAUGUGUUGUGAUGCUCGCACCUGUUUUGUGUGCAUGUCAUUUGCACAUACAUUCAACCUUCUUGCCAGCCUAUACGUGUCACAUCUCUAAUCGGUGUAUGUAGUCGAUGUGUCAGCUCUUUACCUCCCUUGCUGUUUCUAUGUCAUGUCUGUACAUGUUUUAUAUAUUCUGUACUAUAGUUAAUCCUAUUGUACUUGUAGCAUGGCUGUUUUUUGGUUAUAGUUUGCCCUGUGCAUGAUGGAGUGUGUGCGCGUGGCUAUGGCUAUUAGCAGGUUAUUUUUUUACACAGAGGUGAUUUACGGUAUGAGCCUGUUUGGAUGCUAUUGUGUGUGCCUAUACUCAGUUUCCCCGAACACUGUGACAACUCUGGUAAAACAUGUACACACUGAGUGAAUGGAAGAAACAGACUCACUGUCCUUGUUGUUUUUUAUGUUUUCAAGUUUUUCAUUUUGUUAGUUGGACCGAGACGAGUGGGAAAAGUAAAAAAAAAAAAAAAAAAAGGCAGUUGCUCUUUUCUUGAUAACAUAAUGUCUAAUAUUAAAUUUGAGUUUUGUAAUAUUUGUAUGUAUGAAAGUUUGUAAAUCUGUGACUGUAUGCAUGUUUCAGCAUAUGAGUGUAUGCAUCUUUAAUGCUUUUGUUUUGUUUUGCAUGUAGGUUUCAGUUUUAUUCCUUUAAGAAAAGAAAAUUGUUUUAAUUUUAUUUUUGGGACCAUGUACAAUACUGUAAAACGUGGGCAGAAUCUUGGACCUCAUGCUACAUUGAUAUUAUAUAUGAAUAUAAAAACAUGUUUUCCCUAUGGAGAAAGUUUUAAGUUAUAUAUCGCCUGUACACUUUGGGCUGCCUUUUAGAUCUAACUGUCCACUGUUUAAGAUAACAAUGACAAUAAUAGAUAAAACAUAUUAAUGAUGAAUUAUGCUGAUGGAAUAAUAAAGAUUCUUAAUAAAUCUUAUUACAUUUACAACA